This is a messenger RNA of Aspergillus heteromorphus CBS 117.55, 1578 nucleotides long. RefSeq lists its product as uncharacterized. Bases 1 to 1578 code for a protein of 525 amino acids. The transcript is spliced from 2 exons. NCBI's taxonomy places the organism in Eukaryota, Fungi, Ascomycota, Eurotiomycetes, Eurotiales, Aspergillaceae. The record is from RefSeq and is a predicted model, not a curated record.
AUGCAGCAUGAUCACCAACUCGAGACCCUCGCCAGAGCUUUCGAAGCUCUUUUGCUGACCACCCAGCAACUCAGCUGCAGGGAGAAAAGCCUGCAGCAAAGGCUGAAAUAUGCCUCUGACGAGUAUCUCAAGCUAGCAGAAAAGCUUCCCGGCGGGGUCGACGGCCACACGAAAAUCGUCGCAGAUAAAAUUCAAGGUCGCUAUACCGAGUUCGACCUUGGUGAGAAGCAAACCAUAAAGCCUCCGGACGUAGUAAAGGCGCUUGCCCAGUCUGGAAACGUAGGAGACCUGGCCCUUACCGCCAUAACGGAAGGGCUGACAUGCUACCAAUCUAUCAUACCACCACAUGAAGCCAAGCAGCUCUCCGAUCUCAACUCGUGUCUUGUUGCGACGAGAGCCGGAGUGCCUGCGCCCCUAGAAAAAGACUUCACUACCAAGGGCACGCAGGGCAGUUUGCGUUGCCCUUUUGCGAAGCAUAACAAUAAGACCCCUGAGAAUGGGCUGCCCAGUGGGGUCGAGAAUACCCCGACGGACCAGAACGGUGAUGCAUGCGGACAUGGUGACCUAGACCCUAUCAAGGCUGAGCAGAGUGACAGGCGCUCCAGUCGAGCCCCCUCGACGCGGUCGUCGGCCACUCGAUGCCCGGUCUCUCGGUGUCCCAUAAGGUAUCUAGACCAGCAUAGUCCAGAGGAGAUUGCCGACUAUGUUGAGAGACACAAGCACGAGAUCCCUAGAAGCCACGCUAUCUGUGUCCAACGGUACCAACGAGACUCCCAGACCAUGCGGCACUUAGAUGCAAAAUAUGGUAACCUUAUCAAUAUGAUCCAGGGCCUGUCCGCUAAACAUCGGGCGUUCCUUCCGGAACAAAGCCAAAGUGGUACGGCACCUUCCAGUUCAUCUGCCGAACGGGUUGAAAAAUGGGCGCAAGAAGUUGGCCUGAAAACGGAUUUGCAUCCCCCGAUCAAGGAGGAGGAGGAAGAGGAGAAGGAGGAGGGGGGAGGCGAGGCCGAACAGGAAGAGGAAGAGAGGACAGGCCAUUUCGACCGGCCUAUGCGUGAAAUCCGGGUUGGCGAAUCCCCAAGCAGGCCUUGGGGGAUAUCCGUCCCUAUAACACCUCUACCACCCAACACCUCUCCUCCUCAUUCUCCAGCUGCACCCGUCGCGGCCUCCAUCAAUCUUGCAUCCCCUCACCCCCCCAAUCUAGCGGCUGCAGAUCUGCCCUCCAUGGCACCUGGAGACCCGGUCCCGGGGCCACCUGAGACGGCGCCCAAGAAAGGUCGUUGUCCCUUCGGGCAUGGUGCGCCCUCGGGUGAAAACCCAGUGCCGAAAACGAAAACGAAGAUAGAGACCACUCCUGCCCAGAACAAGGUGGAAUCAGGGAACGAGGCGAACGAGGCGGACAGACCCGGUGAUUCUGCAGAGCAGAAGGGCGGAGCGGCGCCUGAUGCCCGCGGUCUACCGGACCAACGGACAGCCAGCGUCAUCUUCAAUGGACCGGUAUUCUUUGGGUUUUCGGCAGAACAGACAGCUUCGUUUAUGCAGAAGCUGGGGAAGCUGGGAAAUAACGCGGCGGUCUAG